AUGAUUUGGAUUCUGUGCUUGCACUUUAAGCAGGAAUCGAAAAGCUUACCUUUGUCUGUAGCCGAACGAGAGUUAAAAUCGAUUCCCACGAGUGCACAGAGAAAAUCGUUUGUAACCUCCUUGCCAAGCUUUCAGUAUCCUAUUUCUGUGAGCAGUGAAUCUGAAAAGGUUCCUUCAAACGAUGAACUCAUUUACCGUUAUCUGAAGACUCUUCCCGAAUUAGUGUUUUCGGAUCCUCAUAUUCAAGAUAAUUUGAAUCAGCUAUCUAAUUCUAACUCACCUUGGUUUUCAGAAUCGGCUAUUUUUCUGCAGAAAUUAGCCCCAUAUUUUUACCUUCCUUCAAAUGCAUUUCUUGAAAAAGCAAACUUGUACUUUCAAUAUCGCAUGCUAAAAACUUCUUCGAUUCAUCAUCUUGCCUUUGCCAUUUAUGAUGUGUUUUAUUUCUUCUUCUUAAAGAACGAUAAUCGAGGAUUCCGCAUGCAAGCACAGAAAAUUGUUCCCUUUAUGUCCUUUUUUAUGCAUAUAAACAUGCCCGAUUAUGUCUUUCAUUUGUACAUGAACUUACCUAAAAAAUUUCGGGAUAAAAUUGACAUUACCAUAUUAAAUAAUCCGUUUCGCAAAAUUUUUGCUCAUGCUUUUUCUGCUAUAGAAAAUCCUCUCGUUGUCUUACGUUCGCUUAAUAAGGCUGAUGCCAACAAACAUCGUAUAAGGAUUCUUUAUUUUCAUUAUUUACAUUUUUUAUUCGUUCAUGGAGAACAUCAAAAAGUUGUUGCUCUCUCUCAUGAAAUAUUCAACAAUUUUAAUUGGGUUGCUAGAGGUCCUUGUCAAUUAUUGAUGAACUCUUAUUUUCAGCAAAAUAAGUUGAAUGCGGCGGUACAAGUAUUUAAUGAAGUCUCGGCCAAGAAGCACACGCUCCAAUCAAACAAGGUACUUUUAAGGGACCUAUUAAGAAUCAUUACUUCAGCUGGUUAUUAUAAUCGAGACUCAUUUCAUAUGGUUCUUAAGAUUAUUUUAAAAACUGGAUAUAUACCUUCUCUUCAAAUUUUCUCAAGGCUCCUUACGGCCAUAUCAAAGUAUAAUAUGCCAGAGGAUCUUUUGCCAUUGAUCAAUCAGUAUAGAACACAGUUCAACAAUAGGUUAACUCCGAGCGUUUUUGUUGCUGCCGUUAAAGCGUUGGUUUAUUGCGGUGAUAUAAACAAUGUAAAACAGUUUUAUCAAGAAGCUCAAGCUACCGGAGAACUUAAAAACCUUAGACAUUUGUUCAAUUUGUUCCUCACAUCAACGACUGUAAGCCUUGACGCCUCCAUGGCAAUGAAUUUGCUAAGAACAUUCAAAAACGAUAGGUCUUUUAUUGAUGAAUCAACUUUGGUGAGCUGCAUCACCUUGUUUUCGCGAAGAAAAGAUUUAGAUGCCAUGGAAAAAGUUUAUAAGUAUAUAUCGGAUUUGGGCGUUCCGACUCCCGCUGAAGGAUAUGCAGCACUUCUAGAUGCUUAUAUUGAAGCAGCUAAUGACAAAAAGAUUCAAUUAUGCCUUGAAAAAAUUGAAGAGCUUGGCAUAGGUAAUAAUCCUAGUGUGAAUCGCAUGCUCAUGAGGUAUGCACUUUAUAAAUAUGACUAUGAGUUAUUACAACGUUGCACUGCUGUUGCACAUAAAUAUGAUAAAGGGGGACGUGAUUAUCUAUAUACAAUAAUGAUGCUCUAUCACACUAACGUUGGUGAAGUCAAGCAAGCUCUUAAUGUCUUUUCUACAAUUCAAAGACCAAAUGUUAUUCAUUUUUCAAUUGUGGUUACCAUACUUGGUAAUUUAAAGCAGCUUGAUCAAAUAAGAUCAUUAGAGGAGCGUAUGUCUUCAUUAGGAAUACAGACGACUCCAUUGUCUUUAGCUGCUUUUAUUACGAGUUACUGUAAACAAGGCGCCGAAGGUUUGGCACAGGCCGAACGAUAUAUGAAUACCAUUUUUCAAACCAAAGAACGCAGAGCUGCUAUUUUCAAUCCACGAACGGCAAAUGAUCUUCGAUACCCAGUAUCUUUAUUCUCCCCAUUGAUUCGGGAAUAUACCUCUUUGGGAGAUAUGGCGGAAGCAAAGAAUGUUCUUGCAUUGUAUCUAGAUUACCAUUCAAAGAGUAUCACUUCGCAACCUGACAUCCCCUUUGCUAUGGCUAGUAUGCAACUGUAUUGCUCUUUGCACGAUAACUUACUUGCUCGUAAAUUCUGGGAUUUAAUUUUACGGGUCGCAAGGCAGAACUUUAUGUCAACGAAAGUUGAAAAUUUUAUAUCAGGUAAGGAUGACAGUGCGGAUGAAGAAAGUGAAAUUGUUGCUGCUCAUAAAGGAAGCCUGAACACUUCAGCAGAAACGUACUUUUCUUUCUUAGCCAGUGUCAGCGCCUUUCACGAAUUAGAUAAAGAAUGGCUUCGAUUAAGAAAAUGGGGUGUUGAUUUUGACGAAUCCUUGUUGAAUAAACGUAUCGUAUGGACUUUAUACAGUGGUCGAAUAGACAUGGCAUUAUCUGAAUUUUGCGAGUAUUUCCUCACAAGGGAAAAACUGUCGGAAUACAUUGGAGAAGAGGAAAAUACUUCGCGUAUUGCUAGGUUUUUGUUAUCACCUAACUCUCCGGUUUAUGCAAGCACCUGGGACGUACUUCGAGAAAAGAUUGCUAUGGCUAAUGAGAACGGAUAUGUUCGUACUCAGAAUGCCGAAUUGAUGGCUGCAACCCAGUAUUUUCAAUUUUGGAAACAAAAAAAUAGAUUGUUGUUUACAAUUUUGUCGGGACUUUAG
Messenger RNA from Schizosaccharomyces cryophilus OY26, 2775 nucleotides. Its product is annotated as translation regulator. Gene Ontology annotation, molecular function: protein binding. NCBI's taxonomy places the organism in Eukaryota, Fungi, Ascomycota, Schizosaccharomycetes, Schizosaccharomycetales, Schizosaccharomycetaceae. The coding region runs from base 1 to 2775 and encodes 924 amino acids. The transcript has 2 exons. The record is from RefSeq and is a predicted model, not a curated record.